AUGGCAUGUUAUCUAGACUGGAGUCAGAAGAAUCACGAUCAUAAAUCAACGACCUGGUGUCCAUGUGGAGCAAGUAAAGAUGAGCUACUGCCGUUACUAUAUCGCUUUCAAGCAAUCUUUGACACCACAAAAUACAACAUUGGAAAAACACCGAUCAAUAAUAUAAUAAACACAAUACUACAUUCACCGCCAGCAUGUCAACCGUAUCCACAACCAAGACAUGAAGAAGCAUUAUAUAAUAUAAUUCAAGAAUUUCUAAAAGCUGGUUUGAUCACUAAAUCAGCACCAGCCAUACUGGUUGAUGAAGGUGAUGGAAAAAAGAGAUUACUAGUUGAUUUUAAAAAGUUAAAUCGUGUAACAAUCAAAGAUUCAUCCCCAAUGCCGAAUAUGAAAGAAACUAUCAGAAAGUUGGGAAAAGGAUACAAGUAUUUGUCCAAACUAGAUUUGAAAUCAGGAUUCUAUCAAAUUCUAGUUUUCGAGGGAGGAGGGCAGGAAGGGCCAAAGUAG
Didymodactylos carnosus is the source of this 507-nucleotide messenger RNA. The record is from the annotation of a GenBank genome assembly. Lineage: Eukaryota; Metazoa; Rotifera; Eurotatoria; Philodinida; Philodinidae.